This is a messenger RNA of Telopea speciosissima, 1432 nucleotides long. RefSeq names its product protochlorophyllide reductase, chloroplastic. Gene Ontology annotation, molecular function: protochlorophyllide reductase activity. The record is from RefSeq and is a predicted model, not a curated record. Bases 33 to 1238 code for a protein of 401 amino acids. The transcript is spliced from 6 exons. NCBI's taxonomy places the organism in Eukaryota, Viridiplantae, Streptophyta, Magnoliopsida, Proteales, Proteaceae.
UUUCAAAUUCUUAACUACUGAUAGGAUCGCCCAUGGCUCUCCAGGCUGCUUCUUUCCUUCCCUCUGCUUUCUCUGUCAACAAAGAGGGCAAGUCCAAUGUAUCUCUGAAGGACACGGGUUUCUUUGGGAUUUCACUCUCUGACCAUCUCAAAUCUGAUUUCAAGCCUCAAUCCAUAAGAACAAAGAGGGAAUUCAAUCAAAACAAGCAAUCAGUUGGAGCUGUCAGAGCUCAGACGGCAGUAACAACUCCGGCAAUAAACAGGGCCACACCAGAAGGGAAGAAAACCUUGAGAAAGGGGAGUGUGAUAGUCACUGGAGCCUCAUCAGGUUUGGGUCUUGCCACAGCCAAGGCUUUGGCAGAAACAGGGAAAUGGCAUGUAAUUAUGGCCUGCAGGGACUUCCUCAAGGCUGAGAGAGCUGCAAAAUCAGCCGGCAUUACUAAGGAGAAUUAUACCAUCAUGCACCUGGAUCUUGCCUCCCUUGACAGUGUCCGACAGUUUGUUGAUAACUUCAGGAGAUCAGGGAGGCCACUUGAUGUAUUGGUCUGCAAUGCUGCUGUCUACCUACCCACUGCGAAGGAGCCUACAUUCACCGCGGAAGGUUUUGAGCUGAGUGUGGGAAUUAACCACCUUGGACACUUCCUCCUAUCUCGAUUGCUGCUGGAUGACCUGAAGGGGUCAGAUUACCCGUCAAAGCGUCUCAUAAUUGUUGGUUCAAUUACAGGAAACACAAACACCUUGGCUGGGAAUGUACCUCCAAAGGCUAACCUUGGGGACCUCAGGGGACUUGCUGGAGGUUUGAAUGGCCUCAACACCUCAGCUAUGAUUGAUGGAGGAGAUUUUGAUGGGGCCAAAGCCUACAAGGACAGCAAGGUCUGCAACAUGCUUACCAUGCAGGAGUUCCACAGGCGUUUCCAUGAGGAGACCGGCAUUACCUUUGCAUCCCUCUACCCUGGUUGCAUUGCUACAACAGGCUUGUUUAGGGAACACAUUCCCAUGUUUAGGCUUCUCUUUCCUCCCUUCCAGAAGUACAUCACAAAAGGCUAUGUCUCUGAAGAGGAAGCUGGCAAGAGACUUGCACAGGUUGUGAGUGAUCCAAGCCUGACCAAGUCAGGAGUCUACUGGAGCUGGAACAAGGACUCAGCUUCCUUUGAGAACCAGCUGUCCCAAGAAGCCAGUGAUGUAGAGAAGGCAAGGAAGGUGUGGGAGGUCAGCGAGAAGCUUGUUGGUUUGGCUUGAAUGAACAACCGGGGAUGAGGUUUCUCUUACUGGUGGAUCUUCGCCUUGAAAGGGGGACCAAGAAACAUUUAGCUCCAGAUGAUUAUGCUCACCAUGAAUGUCUGUGUGCUCUUGUAUGCAAAAUUCCUCUUUGUUGAAGUAGAAAAUUUUGAAUUGCCUGGAGACAAUAAAAUCACUCGGUUCCUUUUACAAAA